AUGUCCACUGAAGAUAAAUUAUCAGUGCUUUCGGCAGCUUCCCCCUCGGGAAAGCGACCAAAAGAUAUUUCUGAACUCAAAAAACAGCGAGGUAAUUUAAAAGGUCGGUUAACACAAUUUAAAAAAUAUUUAGAUUUUUUGCCUUCUAAUUCUAUAUCUCAAGUUCAAGUUAAAGAAGUUAAAUUUAGAAUGCAAGCAGCUCAAGAUCAUUUUAAUACUUUUAACGACAUUCAAAAUCAAAUUGAGCUCAUUUUACCCGAGUCGGAAUAUACAGCGAACUUUGAGUAUGUAGAAUCUUUCGAAUCAUUAUAUUUUAACGUUUUAGCUACAGCUGAAAGUAUAGUCGAAAAUGCCGUCGAAAGUCUAAAAUGUAACAGUAAAUCGUCAGCGCAAUCGAAUGUUAAACUGCCGGACAUAAAAUUACCCUCCUUUGAUGGUUCAUUUGAUCAGUGGUUAGAAUAUAGGAAUUCGUAUAUUACUAUGAUACACAAUCGUUCAGACUUAGACGAAAUCCAGAAAUUUCAUUAUUUAAAGGCUUCACUAAGCGGUUGUGCGUUACAAGUUAUAAGCGCUUUAGAAUUUACAGCGAGUAAUUACGUGCAUGCCUGGGAUCUACUUCAUAGUAGAUUUCAUAAUACGCGACUUCUUAUACAGAACCACUUGAAAUCAUUAUUUUCUAUCACUCCGCUUAAACAGGAAUCCCACUUGCAGAUUCGUAGGUUAAUAGAUACUACACUCAGAAACCUUCGUGCUUUAAAAUCAUUAAACGAACCUACUGAACACUGGGAUACAAUAAUUAUAUACUUAGUUGUAUCUAAGUUAGACGCAUCUACUGAGCGGGAAUGGGAGAAUUUUAAGGGAUCAAUUUUAACUGAUUCGAACAAACGACUAAAAUUAGAUGAUUUAUUGUCAUUCUUAAGAAACAAAUCGAAUACUCUGGAGAUGAUUAGUUCUAGUCAAAAUAAGUUGCCUCAAUGUCAUUCUGCAACGGAAUGUAUGUUCGGACCGUGUAAGCAAUGUCGGAACAAACAUAAUACGUUAUUACAUGUUAAUAAUAAUUUAAAUAAAUUCGAAUAUACGCAAAGCGUGCGAUCAGCUGAUUUCGGCGAGACUCGUGAAGCGGCCGGCCCGUCGACGGCGCUUCACAGUUUAUCUACUAGCCACGCGCUGCCGCGAAACGCAUUACAACCGGUUUUGCUAUGCACUGCGUUGGUAGAUAUAAUAGAUCGGAAUAAUCAAAUAUUUACUGCUCGCGCGCUAUUGGAUAACGGCAGUCAACAUAGUUUUAUUUCAGAAAAAUUAUUUAAACGUUUUAAUACGAAACCUAUACAGUCCACUAUACGUAUAUCGGGUGUUGGUAUGUCUACAAUGCAAUCGAAUAAAUCGUGCGAAAUAAUUAUACGUUCUAAGAUAAACGAUUAUAGUACAAAGGUGCGGUGCUACAUUUUGCAGCACAUUACGUCUAGUUUGCCUACGACAAACAUUGAUAAUAAAUUUAUACGUAUUCCUAAUAAUAUUCGUCUUGCGGAUCCAUCAUUUAAUAUUUCCUCGGCUAUCGAUUUACUAAUCGGUGCUGAUUUAUUCUGGGAAUUAUUAUUAAACGAUAAUAGAAUUCGAUUAGAAAGGGGACCUUACCUCCAAAAUUCUAAAUUAGGAUGGUUAUUGUGUGGGCCGCUUUAUACGUCGCAAUUAAAAGACAGUGAAACCGAUCACGUUUAUUGUAAUUUUACUCAAGCUUUAGACGACAAUUUAAAACGUUUCUGGGAGUUAGAAAACGUAUCUCAGUCCUGUAAUAUUCUUACUGCUGAUGAGCGUAUAUGCGAGGAUCUAUUUAAAAAUACGACUAAACGAGACAUCGAUGUAUGUCUGACUAAAGCAAGUCCUUUCAGCUUUCUUACGUUGAAUGCCUUUCUCAUGGAUGCCAGGGAACGCUUUGGUGCCUAUCCCAGCAAUGCAAAUGGAGGAGACGAUUGCCUCUCGCCGCUCUUAUUCAAGACUUUAAUAAAGCCAAGUCCUAAGACGGUGAAAAAUUCAUUCAAU
Messenger RNA from Brenthis ino (lesser marbled fritillary), 2040 nucleotides. The record is from the annotation of a GenBank genome assembly. NCBI's taxonomy places the organism in Eukaryota, Metazoa, Arthropoda, Insecta, Lepidoptera, Nymphalidae.